CGCUCCAGUGACUGCAACCCCAGCUCCUGUCGGUCCCCUCGCUUUUGCUCCUACCAAGUCCUUCGAGCAGAAAGUGGCAGAGGCUACAGACAGCAUUGAGCACUUGCAGGAAGAGUUUUCAGACCUGAAAUCUGAUGCACGUGAGUUGCUCUCCGAGAGAGAAAUUCAAAAUCAAAGGUUUGUUCGAAAGUUCCGCGAUCAUCUCCUCGACCUACCUGUCACCAAAAAGCAAGUUCACAUUCGUUUCUUCAGCAAAAAUGUACGUGAAAUUGUGGCCGCUGAAACUAUCCAAAUGCUUUUCAUCAUCCUUGGCCGCUACUGCAACUAUUCCAACUAUGAGAUAAUCUUCCACAUUGUCAAAAGGUUCUGUCAUGAGUUGAAAGGAAGAAUGCUGACAUAUCGUGACUCUCUCACCAGUUUUGAAAAGUCCACGACAGUCGAUGUAUACCUCUGUUGCAUUUCAGCUCGUCCUGGUGGCGAGAUUUGCAAAGGGUUCAUCCGCAUGACCAUGAAAAUCAACAAGCCACCCUCUGAGUGUUCGCUGCAUGAGAUCCGAGAGUUGAAGGAAUCCAUCGAGGAGAGGGCAUCUAUAGAGUCCUAUGCCAUGUACAUCGAGAGCCCAGGGGAAGGCUCUGUACACGUGGGGCUGCUUAUUCACGAGGGGGUUAUACCGAUGGCGGCUGCAGUACUUCACAACACUGACUUCAGACAAACAAAUCAUCUGACAGAGGUGACAAUAGCGGGACAAGACGUCAGAGAAUACAUUGAUCAAAGGCUGUGGUUUGCGUGUCAGGCAGGGUCAUGUGAAGGAAGUGACUUCCCUGAUAACAUUAGGAGCUGAUGUGAAUUUCAGAUACGAUGCGGUAAGGCAUUGUGUAGUAACCUCUAUGUGAAGUCAUCGGUGUCUCUUAUUUACACAUAUCUGUCAUCACAAAAGUUUUUUAAAACGACUCCAUUGAUGAUAGCUCUUGUGGAGGACAAGCCUCAAGUCGUUCCACUGCUAAUAGAGGCUGGAGCUGAAGUUAACAUACAGGAUGAGUCAGGACGAACUGCACUGAUGGAUGCUGCUGCAAGGGAUGAAGCAAAAAUUUUUUCGCUGCUACUCACAGCCGGAGCUAAUACUGACAUACAGGAUGGGGCUGGACACACUGCACUAAUAAUAGCUGUUAAGUGUAUACCACUGCUGGUAAAGGCGGGAGCUAACACCAACCUGCAGAAUAAGGAAGGAGACACUGCACUGAUGAAAGCUGCGUGGAUGGGUAGGACUGAAGACGUCUCAAUGCUAGUGAAAGCUGGAGCAGCACUAGAUCUGCAGAAUAAGAAAGGAGACUCAGCUCUGAUAUUGGCCACAACAAGGCAGCACAUACGAACUGUAAAGGAGCUAGUCAGAGCUGGAGCUGAUAUCAACCUCCAGAAUGAGGAAGAGCUCACAGCUCUGAUGAUAUCUUCAAUAUCUGGCGUGACGGAUAUAACAAAGACGCUCCUGUCGGGGGGAAAUAUUUCUAUUGAUAUUCAAACCAAAAAUGGGUGGUCAGCUCUCUUCUUCGCUGCUGAUGAAGGAGAUGUAGCAACAACAAAAUUACUGCUCGACGCAGGGGCUGACCCUCUCCUCAGAGAUAAUAGUGGACUGACCGCUGUGGAUGUUGCAUCUGCUGGUGAAAAUGAUGAUGUUUAUGGGCUACUGAGGAACCAUAUUAUGACGACCAAGACAUUACAGUCAAGAGUAUCUCAGGGUACAGAGCGCUGUGAAGAAAGCCAGACAUUCGGCAAAACCAGCGUCAUUCGUCUGGAGACUAGCAGUCGUGAGAUACGAUAACUGAAACAAGAGUCGAGGGUCAGAGUGAAGAGAGGUCUCGAAGAACGUUGAGACGCACACCCACCCCGCCCGGUCUUCCACCAGCAUUGGAGUCAAGAGAUGAAUACUGUUCCAGCCUCACACCACCUUGACACUGCUCUCUUGCUCAUCCACAAUAUCUCCUCACCCUUUAAUAUUGACCCAUCUUUAAAAUCAAAUUUCCCAUAGUGCAGAUCGACAUGGCUUGUGCAUGCGAAUCUUUGCAUGCACCAUUAGUGCCUGAAAACUUUCUAUUUGUGUACAGAAGUCUAGUACUUGCUGCCCCGCCCUCCACCCCACAGGGUUGACAGAUGGUAAGAAAUAUUGGCAGUAAGGUUGGAGGCUGUUGCUGUAUUGUGGACACAGACAGCCCUUCUGC
This is a messenger RNA of Geodia barretti, 2213 nucleotides long. NCBI's taxonomy places the organism in Eukaryota, Metazoa, Porifera, Demospongiae, Tetractinellida, Geodiidae. The record is from the annotation of a GenBank genome assembly.